AUGUGGUGUAAACCUUGUCGUCGUAAAAAGAAGUGUAUUCGAUUCAUCUCUGAAGCAGAUGCAGAGGAGUUUUCACAUAGUGGUGGAUCGCAACAGACAGCCAACAGCCAAUUAUCAUCAACAAAUCAUCAAAUUCCUCAUUUUGCAAGACAUGGAAGUCUAACUAGUUUUAUGGAUCCAUUUCUGCAUUCCAUGCAUUCAUCGCAUCAAUCUAAUCUGUCCAAUCAGCAUUCAAGUAAAUUUCACUCAGCAUUACCUUCAGGAUUUCUAUAUCCAUCAUUAAAUUCAAAUAAUAAUAAUCAUAUCGGAGCUGGUGAAAACACUUCAUUAUCUGGCUUUAAUUCACGAUUAAAAUCUCAUCUAAUAUCAGAUGCUUAUAAUAAUAAUACCGGUAAACCGUCUGCAUUUAUGCAUCCUUCACAGUCAUCACGGUCAUUAAAUCCUGUGUUGAAUUUACCGCCUUCACUUUUAAUGACAGAUUCGUAUAAUUCACGUAGCUCAACAUUUGAACAAUUGAACACUAAACUGCCACCAUCAACAUUAUCCUCAUCGUCGUUACCAUCGUUUUCUUCGCCAACCCGUGGAUCAUCUUCACUUACUAGUCAUAUAUCUCAAUGUUUACCCAACUGUAAUAAGUCAAGAAUACCAGAUCGAUUCAGCAACAGCAACAACAAAGAUUUUCUUGAAAAAUCCACUCCACAAGAAUUAUGGAAUAAUAAUAAUAAUAAUAACAUUAAUAAUAAUAGUAAUAAUGAUAAUGGUUUGAAUCACUUCUAUCCUAAUUGGUCACAAUAUUCUUCAGCUUUUAAACUCUCCUCCUCAUCAUCAGUAGUAGCAUCAGCAUCCUGUGUAAAUCCUCCUCCAACUGCUGAUGAAACAAUAGCUUCUAUCUCUUCAAAAUUAAAUCCAUUUGAUUUGAUGAAUGCUUCACAUGGCCGACUUAGUCAAUUGUCUACAGUCAAUAAGUCGGAUAGCGGUGAUACUAUUGAAAGAUUUAAACCACCGUCCACAUCAUCAUUACGACCAAAUCAAUUUGGUGUUGAAUCUUCGCUAACAACAUUCAAUGAUGGUGAUUCGUCAAAAAAUACUACUACUACUACUACGAUGUCUACGACGAGUAGUUGUGGCAGUACUUAUACAAACAGUGAUGUCUUGUGGACAUCUACAAAUUGUUCAAAUUUUAUGUCAACAUCAAAUGGUGUAGAAACAUCCACCUCCGUCACUGACACCGCCGCUGUCACCAAAUCCUCCUCCUACUCGUCAUUAUCGUUAUGUACAGAACCGAUUAAUAAUAUGAAGUCAAUUAUUAAUAGUCAUUCUGUAGAAUUAAGCAAAGCAACGCAUGAAACUGGUAUAGAUACAAAUUCUGUUGAUGAACCUCCUAAUAAACGUAUCUGUUGUGCUUCAUCAACUGACGAUAAUAAAAUAACGAGUUCAUCAAAAUCAUGUCUAGCAUUUACAUGUACAAAUAUUAGUAAUAGUAGUAGUAAUUCGAUGAAUAAUAAUAAUAAUGGUAAUUUAGCAUCAUUCCAUUGUCAUAAAAGUAGUAAUAUGGAUAAUAAAACUACUGACAUUUCUACUAUAACAACUACUGCCUCUGUCAACACUACUCCUGCCUCUGCUAUGGUUACUACUGCAUCGUCAACAACAACAACGACAACGACGACAGCAAAUCGUGAGUCUGUUCGAUUUGGUGUAGCUGAUUUUAUGGGAAUCAACGACAAAGAUGAUGGUGAUGCAGAUGAUGAUGAUGAGGAUCCCUUAGUUAUUGUCGUCGAUAACGAUGAUGGUAAUCACAAUAAGAAUACGCAUGAUCAUGAUAUACUGACUACUUGA
This is a messenger RNA of Trichobilharzia regenti, 1836 nucleotides long. NCBI's taxonomy places the organism in Eukaryota, Metazoa, Platyhelminthes, Trematoda, Strigeidida, Schistosomatidae. The record is from the annotation of a GenBank genome assembly.